AUGGCGGCGGCGGAGGCGGCGGAGGAGGCGGCGCUGGGACCUUCCUUAGCGGCUCCUUCAAGAUGUCGGCGGCGGCCCGGUCGCGCUCGGCGUGACGUCAUCAGGCCCCGCCGGCGAGAGGGGGGCGGGGGAGCGGCUGGAGCGGCGAAGGAGGAGGCGGCGGCGGCGGCACCGGGACCUGGACCGGGACCUGGACCGGGAGGUGUCGGGCCCCGGGGGAGGGAUUUAAAGGGACCAUGUCCCCGGUUCGGAGGUUGCUGUGGAGGUCGGAACCGGAGAGGAGGCGGCGGGGGCGGCGGUUGCAGCAGCGGAGCCGCCGCUGAGGGGGAGCAGCCCAGAGGGCCCGGUUCCGAGGGUUUUUCCUGGCAGUCCCAGCCCCACCCUGGGGGUUUUCUCCCGGCCGCCCAACGGCACCGACGAGGGAUGGAGAAAAGUGUCCCCAGGUUCUCAGAACUUCAAGGAGAUGGAGGCAGAGCUCAACCGAUGACCCCAGAACCCAACCCAGAGACUUUUCCUCUCCUCCAGUGUCCCCAAAGUGAAGAUCCAAGAGUCCCUUUCCUCAAAGAUGUUCAAAAAACCCCGGAGACGCUGGCGGAGACGGGGACGGAGUUGGAGGAGGAGACUUUCUACACCACCAACGAUCUGGAGAUGAUGAGUGGAGAGGAGAAGGGUCCCCCUGGUGCUGAGCUGCACCCCCUCCCAGAGGACCCCAACUUCUUCUCCUCCCUUUCCAGCCAAGAACCUGACGUGGCCCUGGAGGCACACGAGGUGGCCGAUGAGCCUCAUCCUGCCCUCUCCAGUGCUGUCCCAACCACAACUCCCAGGACUCAACUCGGCGCCCCCAAGGAAGAACGUUUGGAAUUGAAGAAGGUUUUGUACAGAACGGAUGCCAGGAGCUCCCUAAACGUGACCUUGUCUGGAAGCUUGACCUGGGACACCUCCAGCUUGGAGAUGGAAGUGGGUGAUGGAAGAGAUGAAAGCACUUUAGAGAAACUCUUGGGCUCGAAGGACUCAAAGUGUGGGAAGGAGGCAGUGUUUACUGGAGAGCCCCGGGUUGGAGAUCCGGGUCAGGUGGAUCCCGAGAGCGAUUCCGAGGUCCUGGAUGGUGGCAAAGCAGCAGUGGAGAAGCUCAACCCUUGCUCCAGGGUAGUGGUCAGUGAAGGGGAAGAGAAAUAUCUUCCAAAUGAACCAAAGCAACUCGAAGGCCUCAGCAAAGAGCACUUAGAAAAAAGCAAAAGGGGAAUCCAGAGGGUGGAUUGGCUUUGUAGAGCCACCAAAAGUCCAAGUCCUCAGCACAAAGACAUCAGCAAACCAACAGAUGUAGCAACCAAUUUGCCCUUCCGGGCACAAACCCUGCGUGAAGUGCCUCCUCCUCCUCUGCUGACUCCCAUGUUUAGAAAAACCCUCAACCCUCUCCUCAGCAAAUCCAAAUCCCUGGAGAGUCCUUUGCCCCACAGGAAGGUGUUGGAUUCAGAGGUGGGUGACAUCAACACGACGGAGUGGACAAUCCAGAAGCCAGAUCUGGGUGGAGACGUUGCCGUUGGCAAACAGUCCUGGACGGUCAACGCCGAGGAUUCGGUGGAACGGAUCCCGGUGAUGUCUCUGGAACCUUCUCCCUGCAGCUCCUACGAGGUGGAGAUGAGGCCCUACGUGUGCAGUGUUUUGUUGGAGGAGCAGGGGAAGGAGGAGCUGGGGUCAGAAGAAGACCCUGCUGUGUACACCUGCAUCGAGUGCAGCAUUUACUUCAAGAAGAAGGAGCAUCUGAUGGAUCACAUGCUCCAGCAUAACCGUGGACCAGGGAGGGACCAAGACAGAGACACUUUGGGAGGGCAGUGUCAGUUCUGCUGCAACGAGUGCGGGUGGGCUUUCGGAGACCCCGCCUCAUUGGAGCAGCACAAAAGGCUCCACCAAGAGUCCAGGGAAAAAAUCAUUGAGGAGAUCCAAAAACUCAAUGAGUUUCCAGACGAAGGUCGGGAAGCUCGGUUGCAGUGCCCCAAAUGUAUCUUUGGCACAAACUCCUCCAAGAUUUUCGUCCAGCACGCCAAGAUGCACGUCAAGGAGAGGAAGGACCAAGGAGCAAAGAAUCUCAAUCUCUUCGGAAGCGCCGGAGAAAUCCGGGAUGGCCCCGGGCAUGGCAUCUACAAACCCUACAAACCAAAUGACCACGUGGCCCUUCAGAUGGAGCUUCCACCUCAUGGCAGCAGCAGCAGCAAAGGGCUCAGCACCUGCAUGCUCUGCAGCUUCCCAGCCCCCAACGAGAACAUCCUCAGGGAGCACAUGAAAUACGCCCAUUCCCACUUUUCCUGGGAUGUGGAGGUGUAUGAGGAUGAUCCCAACCAACCAGGAACCAGCCGAGAUGCCUACAGCCCAUCCAGGCCUGGCAGGUUUGCAGAAUUGGAUUAUUUUGGCAAAGCAGAAAGGUUCUUCCCUCCCCCUCACCGGGAGGGCACGACACGUUACGAAGAGGUCCAUGGGUUUGCCCUGGGCCACCAGAGGCUGGAGAAGAGCAACGGGGCCAGUAAAAAGGACUACCAGGCAUCAGGGUUCCAUGCGAGGAAAGGAGCUUCCUCUGCUGCCCCCCAUAAAACCCUGGGGCUGGCGGGUUUCCCCUCUUCUAAAGCUUACUCCCAGUUUGCUCUGCAGCAGCUGAAAAAAAAAGCAGCAGCUCAGCACCUUGAAGGAGGAGAAGGUGAUGGUCUCAGGGGGCACCCGAUGGGGUUGGAGGAGCUGAGGCACAAGUGGAUGUUGGCUGGAGACAUCGGGAACGUGGAAGAGGAGAUCUCCGGAAGUGUGGAAAUGGAUUUGAGCGAGAGCAGAGGGGUCAGGGUUCCUCAAGCUGCCUUGGACCUCAAGAGGAUGUUCAGAGACACCUUGAAGGCCACGGACUCUUUGAUAGCCUCAGAGGAGCAGCAGCAGCAGUUGAGGAAGAUGGUUCCCAUCGUUCUUCUGGAUGAGCUGAACCCCCACCCCAGGGCGACCAAACGGCCCCGGGUGAAGGCGUCGAAGAAGAAAUCAACGUUCCCUUCCCGGGAAUUCCUGAUGGAAGAACCCCUCCCUUUGGAUAUGCUCCUACUGGAUUCUCCUCUAGAGCUCGAUGACCUCUUGGACUCCGACUCACCCAUGCUGAAGAAUGAGGAGAGGAAAUGUCCCUAUUGCCCAGACAGGUUUCACAACGGGAUCGGGCUGGCGAACCACGUACGGGGCCACCUCAAUAGGGUUGGGGUGAGCUACAACGUCCGUCACUUCAUCUCAGCAGAAGAAGUGAAAGCCAUUGAGCAAAAGUUUUCCUUCCAAAAGAAGAAGAAAAAAGUUGCCAACUUUGACCCCAGUACUUUCAGCCUGAUGCGAUGCGAGUUCUGCGGGGCCGGUUUCGACACCCGGGCGGGGCUCUCCAGCCACGCCCGAGCCCACCUGAGAGACUUUGGCAUCACCAACUGGGAACUCACCAUCUCACCCAUCAACAUCCUCAAAGAGCUCUUGGCCAACUCGGCAGAGCACCCAAUGCUGCAGGCAGCCAUGGGAGUGGAACCCUCAUCCCACAAGACCCUCACGCCCAUGGCCGAGUGCGGCGUCCCGCGGUCUCCUCUGUCCCCGUUCCCCCCAACCUGGGGAGAUGAAUCCCUGCAACCCUACAGAGAUGUCCUGGCUCCUGAAGAGGAAGAAUUGGUGGCCAUGGAGGUGGGGUCACCUCCUCUCCCAAAAAAAAGUGUUCCAGGUGGGCAGAUGGAUCCCCCCUCCAGGAUAGGGACCAAAAUGUCACCCGAGCCCCCCGGGAGCAAAGCAGAACCUCAGGACCCCAAGGCCCAGAACCUCACCACCUGCGAGGUCUGCGGCCCUGCUUUCGAAACCCGGAAAGGGCUCUCCAGCCACGCUCGUUCCCACUCAGACAAGCUCGGGGUGGCUGAGUCAGAGAGCAGUGGGGCUCCCAUCGACCUCCUCUACGAACUGAUGAAGCAAAAACCUGGGAAAAACGAGGGGCACCCCUUGUUCCCUCCGUCCCUCAGCAAAAAAGCCACCCAAAGAUCCACCUCCACCCUCGCCCGCCGCUCCUUCCCCAUGGCCAAAGCUUCCGAACGCUCCUUGGAUGCUCCUUCUGUCAACAAAAGCCAUCAAAAUCCCCCCGGGCUUCUCCAAAGAACCUCUUCCCAACCCGGUUCUCCCAUCCUCAAGGAGGUCCCUCCUCUUUCGGGUUCUCCAACUCCCAAAAACCCUGAGGAGAAAAGCUCCAACUCUCAACUCAGCCCUUGCAGAGCUUCCCCGAAACCACAAUGGCCGGAUGAGGAGGGACCCCUCAAUUUGACCUCGGGGUCGGAGCCGGUUCGGGAAAUCCGCUGUGAGUUCUGUGGGGAGUAUUUUGAGAACAGGAAAGGGGCUUUCCAAGCCACGCCAGAAUCCCACCUGAGAAGGCGAAUGAGAGUAUCCUAUCAAAAAGAAGAACGCCAAAAUCCUCGGAGCAAAGUAGGUGUGGCAGAACAGCCAAUCCAUCCCUUCCCGCCCAGCAAAAACCAUGGGCCAAGAAGUCUCUUGGGUUGCCAGUGGAUCUUUGGAAGCCAAGAGGUCCUUGAGAGGAACUUUCACAUCAGUCAAGCUCUUUCCCAAGCAAGGUCCAGCACAGCUGGCCCCCGGCGGAAGGGCCCCCUGGGGCAAUCUCCUACCUCGUCCCCUCUCCCACUGCCCCGGAAGAUGUUUCCAGGCCUUUCUCCUCCCUCCUUGCAGAAGAAACUCAAACAAGAUCACCUGAGGGUAGAAAUCAAACGGGAGAUGAUGUCAGGAGGACUCCAUGGAGAACCUCACCCCUCUGACCCAGCUUGGUCCCACACGGGAGGAGGAUUGUCACCCUCAACCUCUCUUCCCGAGCCGACCGCGGUUCGGGAUAUCCGUUGCGAGUUCUGUGGGGUAUUUGAGAACAGGAAGGGGCUUUCCAGCCACGCCAGAUCCCACCUGAGGCAGAUGGGAGUCACGAGUGGUCAGGGAACGGCUUCCCCCAUCGAUAUACCGCUCCGAGAGAGAUUCCUCAAGAAAAAAUCCAAACCCUGCAUCAUCAAAAAAAGAACCUCAUCCACCGGGAUUGAACCCCAUCCCCAAAACCAUCGGGGAGGAUGGACGGAGCUAAAAACCCCUGGGAAAAACUCCUCCAGGGAAUUGACCUUGGCUCCUUUAGGGGGGAGGUCAGGGAAACCCAACCCUGGUGGUACCACUUUGGGUCGGGAGCUUUCCCUCUCCCCCCUGGCCGGGAAAACCCAAGGGGGGUUCUUGGCCCCCUUGGCCACCAAGCGACCGCUGCCGGAGGAUCGGUUGGGAUCCCACCACGGGGAGGUGAAGCACAAAUCCUACAUCCAAACGGAGCUGCCCUUCAAAUCCAAGGCCCUGCACGAGAACCCACCCACAGCUGUGAGUGGGGAGGGGGCAGGGGGACUCUGUGGUCUCUACUUUGAGAACCGCAAGGCCCUGGCCAGCCACGCCCCGCGCCCACUGCGCCAGUUCGGGGUCACUGAGUGGUGUGUGAACGGUUCCCCCAUCGAGACCCUCAGCGAGUGGAUCCGACACCGGCCCCAAAAAGCAGGAGCCUACAGGAGUUACAUCCAAGGGGGAAGACCCUUCAAGAAAUUCCGGAACUCUUCCCACCCGCGGGAUCAUCACGAAGGGACCCGACGGAUCCCCCGUCGGCAUUCAGAGCGGUUCCGGGGGCCGUCGCCCUCCUCAGCAAAGGGAAUGGGAGGAGGAGGGGAUUUGGGUCACGGAGAAGUUGGGAAGGUUCUGGAUGGGGGAAGUGGGGAACGGCCCCUGAUCACCUCCCUCUCCUUGGUAAAGCUGGAGGAACAUCAACGAUCCAACAUCAACAAGUUUGAACGGAGACAAGCCAGACCCCUGGAUCCCCCCCUGCACCGGGAAGGGGAAGGAGGGGAAUUCCAGCAGAAACUGGAGGAGACGCGGCAGCCGCCUCCCCGCGUCCGACCGGUGCCCUCCUUGGUCCCACGGCCCCCCCAGACCUCCCUGGUGAAGUUUGUGGGACUCUACACCCUCAAGUGCAGAUUCUGCGGGGUGGAAUUCCAAGGUCCUCUUUCCAUCAGGAGGAAUGGAGUCCGACACCUCCGGCGACACAUCCUGGAAUGAAUUUCUCUCAAAGCAGAUCCCCUUACGGAGGGGCCGAAGCUUCCCCUGCCCCCGAGCCCCCCACUGCCCUGGCGAGGCACAGGUAACGGGGUGCCACAGACCCCCCUCCAAAAUCCCUCACCCACCCCCCACCCACCC
This is a messenger RNA of Calypte anna (Anna's hummingbird), 6252 nucleotides long. RefSeq names its product WIZ zinc finger (gene WIZ). The record is from RefSeq and is a predicted model, not a curated record. Gene Ontology annotation, biological process: regulation of transcription by RNA polymerase II. Gene Ontology annotation, molecular function: RNA polymerase II cis-regulatory region sequence-specific DNA binding; DNA-binding transcription factor activity, RNA polymerase II-specific. Gene Ontology annotation, cellular component: nucleus. NCBI's taxonomy places the organism in Eukaryota, Metazoa, Chordata, Aves, Apodiformes, Trochilidae.